CUACUGUGAGUCACUAACACAGUUCUACCUGCAGAGGGCAGUGUCUGCAGCUCAAUAAGGAUUGAAAUACAACGAAGAAGGUGCCAAGGGCUGGUAAAGAUCGUCUGUUUCGAUGCCUGUCACCGUGGAGACAAUUUUGUCACAGAUCUGAUGUUGUUGUUUCACUAACAAAUACUCAUGAAGAGCGUAAGAUUUUUUGUCGUACAUAGUUGAGUAAAAUUCAUGCGAAUUAUUUUUGGAGCGCAAGAUUAUAUGCAGUACUAAGCCGCUGCUAAAGGUUGUCCGUUUUCGAAAGGUCUUUUCCACCACCAUAAAUUGGGUGCAGAGAAAGAGUUCCUGUAUAAUUGUUACUCUUCGUUGGGAGCAUGCUACUUGUUAUUAGCACAGCAGCUAGCAGAGAAAACGCUUCCAAGCUUUUGUUUUUUUGUUCCAAGUAGAAUUACUGACGUUACUUUUAACCCCUGAAUUCAUAAGACAGUCCUUUAGGGUUACUUAUGCAAUAACUCAUAUUUUGUAACAUUAUUUCCUCUCGCUUAGAAGUUGUUUAGUUUAUCUUAUUUACAAUUGCUGGUAAGGUUAGCUAUGUAUACAGAACUCAACAGUAUCCUGAACACCACCCCUGACAGUUUCACGCAGGGAGAGUUUAUCUUGGUCUCAGACAGGCAGAGUGAUGCCUCUUUCCUCAUGCACCACUUCCUAUCCUUUUACCUACGAGCGCGCUGCAAAGUGUGUUUUCUGGGCUUGGUGCAGUCCUUCAGUCACUACAAUGCAGUUGGUCAGAGGCUGGGUGUAAGUCUAGUACAGGCAAAGGAGAAAGGUCAGCUGAUUUUCUUUGAGGGACUGAAGGAGUCGCUGUCGGUUUUGAUUUCACAAGAAUCCAACACAAAAAGUCAGGCCAUUGACUUCCUCAGGGAUCCUUCUGUCGGCCUGCGGAGUUUGUACGAGUUUGUCCGUUGCACUGUAAGCAGCAGCUCUGGCGGUGGGGAGAAAGGGGCAGAUGGGGCAGAGGAGUGGGGACCCCCGGUGCUGCUGGUGGAUGACCUCAGUGUACUGCUGAGUUUGGGCGUGACCGUUGGAACCGUGCUGGACUUCAGCCACUACUGCCGAGCCACAGUCUGCUCUCAGCUACAGGGGAACAUGGUGAUGCUGACGCGCUGUGAUGGGGAAGAAGAAGCGGAUGACGGAGAUGAUGAAGGCUCAGAGAGGCUCCAUAGGGGCCUGACUCACCAGUGUAGCCUUACUCUUCAUGUACAGGGUCUCCCAACUGGCUACUGUAGGGACAUACAUGGACAGGUGGAAGUGUGUUGGAGGAGGAGACAAGGUGAUGGGCAGCACACACAGAAGAAACUAUUUCAGUACAAGGUCCAUGAUAAAGGAGCCUCCUUCUUUGCUCGUGGGACAUCCAGCGCUGUUCUCUAGUUGAACCUUUCCAUGUCUUUCUUAGCCUUUUGUCUCUCAUAUGUGACACUGACUCUUAUAUUUUAAUAUCACCAGACGAUACUGGUGGUUUCCAGUGUCAACAACCUGGUCUGGACCUUAUACUGUGCAGAAGAAGGACACUGUCAUCCUGCCAGCUGAAUCACUGAGUUGUUGCCAAUUUGUCAGAUUUUUUUUUUCAACAUUUCAAAUAAAAGUGAAAACAAAACGGCCCUUCAUUCUGGUUAUCAGGCUGGUCCGCUGAACUGUUGACUACAGACUUGUAGCCUACUAUUGUCUGUAUUGGUUGCGUGGAUUAAUUAUUUUUUGUAUAUUGACGGUGUGUUUUGCAUGCAGACAUUUAUGUUUAGUGAACACAAUAUGGACAGUGGACUGGUUGAUAAAGUGAAGAAACAAAUAAUGCACAAUGAUAAAUGUUUAUUUGCCCAAGGAAAUACUUCUUGAGUAAAUAAGAUGAUUAUUUUCACCAAGAAUCGUGUUUCGGCUUUAUAGAGCUGCAAGGUAACCAGAUGUUCUAAUAAUAGAAACAGUGGGAAAUGUGUUUAUCGUCGGUGCCAACAGUAGGGGUCGCUCGGUCCUCGCUGG
Monopterus albus (swamp eel) is the source of this 2022-nucleotide messenger RNA. RefSeq names its product elongator acetyltransferase complex subunit 6 (gene elp6). Bases 583 to 1419 code for a protein of 278 amino acids. Gene Ontology annotation, biological process: tRNA wobble uridine modification. The record is from RefSeq and is a predicted model, not a curated record. Gene Ontology annotation, cellular component: elongator holoenzyme complex. NCBI's taxonomy places the organism in Eukaryota, Metazoa, Chordata, Actinopteri, Synbranchiformes, Synbranchidae. The transcript is spliced from 7 exons.